Molecule: messenger RNA, 1353 nt
Organism: Photinus pyralis (common eastern firefly)
Lineage: Eukaryota; Metazoa; Arthropoda; Insecta; Coleoptera; Lampyridae
Exons: 11
Coding region: 91-1257 (388 amino acids)
Source: RefSeq, a predicted model, not a curated record
UCCCUUAUCGUGGCCCUUCCUAUAAAAGGCUCGCGGGCGAGAUACGGAAAUCAGUUCACUUGCUGUAUAAUCUUGGACUGUUUAGUGAAAAUGAAGUGCUUCGUAGCCAUUUCUGUGCUUCUCUUCGCAUCCGGAGCGUACGGCUUCCUUGGAAACCUCUUCCCGGGCUGGGGACUUGACGUUGGUGGUUCCGUCGGAAUUGGUGGUACCGGGGUUGGUACCGGAUUGCAAAUUGGCAAUACUGGAGCUAGCGGCGGAACCGAUUACUCCAAGGGAACGGGAGCGGGUGCCGGUGCCACCCUCAGUCUUGGACCAUUCGGCAAAAUUAGCUUGGGCUUCGGACUAGGUAGCGGUUCCAAGCCAAGCGGUAACUAUCCGUCCCAGGGUAUUUUCAGCUGGCUUCCAAGGGCCGGAUAUGACAACUCCGCUCAAUUUCUCGCGACCGUUCGCGGAUUGUUCGAUAGGUUCCCGCUGUUCAAGGCCAUCGAAAGCACUGACAGCCCAGCGGCGAUGUACCAGAUCUACAACGCGUUGAGGAACGAUCCUGGUCUUGUCAAUCAAAUCCUCGCCUACAUUGGAACAUUGGGUGAAGAAGGCAAGCAAGGGAUUCUCUUCAUACUCAACCAAAUCAUGAGCAUGGUGCCGAACGCAGAGUUGAACAUCGACUUACUUCCGGGAGUAAGCAGCGCCCAAAGAGAACAAUACCGUCUUCUCAUCAACAGUCUAUCGCCAACCUCGAAGCAACUUGUCCGCUUCACACUGUGCAGUCUUAGCCCCCAACAACAAGUUAAGGCCCUUAACAACUUGGUACAAAUCUAUGGAGGCUCAAUAGGACAACCCGGCGUGCAAGUCAACGUUUCCCCCGGAUCCCUCCAAAAUGUUGUCAACACCGCCACCACCAACAUAGUCAUCCCGGAAUUCAACAAUGGCGGCAGCACCAACAUUAACACCGGCGGAACCGGAGGCUCCUUCACCAUCACCAACAUCUUCUACAACAAACCCCAAAUGCAGACCCAACUCGACACCUUCUGGAGCCGCCUGACCCCACCAACCGAGGCCUCCCUCCGCGCAGCGCUCACCAAAUUGGAUAACAACGGCCAGCAAGCUGUGCUCACCUACCUCAUCCAGGCCAGCGCCAGCAUCUUGGCGACGCCAAACACCAAGAUCGUCUUCGACGACACCACCAUCCAAAACGUCAUCACGAUGUACCGCUCCAACCAACUUGGAAACGCCAACGUGGAAAUCGUUGAGGUAUAAGACAGGAACCGCUUUCCGGUGUACAUAAUAUCUCGAUCACUGCUUAACUGAAUGUAACAGCUAACUCUAAAUAAAAUAAGCUGCAAUAGUACCAUU